AUGGACACACAAGAUUUAGUUGAAAGCAACGACAAUAGUGUUUCGACUGAAACCUUCGGUAUUAUUCUACUCGGUAAUACUGGUGUUGAUAAUCAAGAAGCUGUUGACCAAAAUAAACAGGAGAUUUAUAAAGCAUUUCAACAAUGUCCAAAUUCGGUUGUUGCAUUUGUUUUUAGUGGUGGAAGUAGUGGACGUGUCAAAGACGAAGAUCUUGUUGCAUUCAAUGCAAUUCAUAAAGCAUUUCAUUUCCAGCAAUAUGCAGCUGAUAAAAUACGUAUGGAUCAAGAAUAUCAAACAAUUAAAGAGCAAAUGGCAACACAAGAAAUAGCUCUACAAAAUCAAGAAAGAGAAAAUGCGGAGAAGAACAUGGCAGUGCUGCAAAACAAAAUUUCUGAACUAGAGAGUCGGCAACUUCAAGUUAUCUAUGAAUACGUACCAGUGAAAUGA
Molecule: messenger RNA, 447 nt
Organism: Adineta ricciae
Lineage: Eukaryota; Metazoa; Rotifera; Eurotatoria; Adinetida; Adinetidae
Source: the annotation of a GenBank genome assembly